UGUAGUUAAGGUUUGCAUCAAGGCCAUUUGCUCUGCCCUCCAAAACCCUAACACGCCCAAUAAAUAGUCCCAUCCCUCUCUUCACUCCAAAAUCUCUAGGGUUAGGGUUAGGGUUAGGACUUGCUUGCGAUAAUGGCAUCUCCUGUGGAAUCAGUCCAGUGCUUUGGGCGGAAGAAGACCGCCGUGGCUGUCACCUACUGUAAGCGCGGCCGAGGCCUCAUCAAGAUCAACGGCUGCCCAAUCGAGCUGGUGGAGCCCGAGAUCCUCCGCUACAAGGCGGUGGAGCCCAUCCUCCUUCUCGGUCGCCACCGUUUCGCCGGCGUUGACAUGCGCAUCCGCGUGAAAGGUGGUGGUCACACCUCCCAGAUUUACGCAAUCCGCCAAAGCAUUGCCAAAGCCCUCGUUGCCUUCUAUCAGAAGUACGUCGAUGAGCAAUCCAAGAAGGAGAUCAAGGACAUCCUCGUUCGCUACGAUCGUACCCUGCUUGUCGCUGAUCCUAGGCGCUGCGAGCCAAAGAAGUUCGGUGGUCGUGGUGCUCGUGCAAGGUUCCAGAAAUCGUAUCGUUAGGACGAAACCCAAGAGGUUCUGCGCUUCGUUUUUUGUUGUGUAUCGAAUUUAUCUGAUCCUGAAGAACGUUGUCGUUUUAGGGUUUUUUGGAUGCUUUAUGAUUACUCGAGUUCCUAGAUAUUUCGAAGUUUGGAUUUAAUGUUUACAUGUCAGAUUUUUAUGCUGAA
Molecule: messenger RNA, 734 nt
Organism: Vitis vinifera (wine grape)
Lineage: Eukaryota; Viridiplantae; Streptophyta; Magnoliopsida; Vitales; Vitaceae
Product: 40S ribosomal protein S16-like
Exons: 1
Coding region: 133-567 (144 amino acids)
Biological process (GO): maturation of SSU-rRNA from tricistronic rRNA transcript (SSU-rRNA, 5.8S rRNA, LSU-rRNA); translation
Cellular component (GO): cytosolic small ribosomal subunit; ribosome
Molecular function (GO): RNA binding; structural constituent of ribosome
Source: RefSeq, a predicted model, not a curated record